This is a messenger RNA of Mauremys reevesii (Reeves's turtle), 1938 nucleotides long. RefSeq names its product vestigial like family member 1 (gene VGLL1). Gene Ontology annotation, biological process: regulation of transcription by RNA polymerase II. The transcript is spliced from 5 exons. The record is from RefSeq and is a predicted model, not a curated record. Bases 356 to 1084 code for a protein of 242 amino acids. NCBI's taxonomy places the organism in Eukaryota, Metazoa, Chordata, Testudines, Geoemydidae. Gene Ontology annotation, cellular component: nucleus.
CAAUGUAGAUAUUGUCUCCUUGAUUAUGUACACAUUGUCAACAAAAUCCUAUUUUUAAAAGCCUAUUUUCCUCAUUCCUGAAACAACCUAACCUGGUUGACUUGUUGGAGUGCAUUUCAUGCAUUCUUAGUAACAAGCUGAAGGAAACGCCUAGUUCAGUCACAGCUAGAGGGGUAGAAAGCAGCUAGGGAGUUCAUGCACACUCCCUGGAUUCUUCUGCAAAACUCACACGUCCAUGCUGGGAAAGGAUCACAGACGCCACUGCAUACCACAGCAUGACUGUUCAGAGUGUGGAUAGUCUCCCAGUGUGGCUCAAUUGAAGGCAGUAAAAAUAAGGCACUACUAGUUACUGAAGAUGGAAGCAGAAAGGAAAAACUCUCCAACACUGAGUAAAAGCAAACAGCCUGUGAAAACAGAAUGGGGGUCUCAGAGUGUUGUAUUUACUUACUUUCAAGGGGACCUUAACAGUGUGAUAGAUGAACACUUUUCUAGAGCGUUAAGCAAUGCCAAGAACCCACAAGAUCUGAGCACAAAGCACAAGAGUGAGGAUGUUACCCUGAAGAAUGAUAGCCACAUGUCUCCCCAUCAGUGGAAUUUCUCUUCUCAUUGGACCAAGUCAUAUCAAUCAUCUCCUGCUACAAACACAUCAAAUUCUGAUCUGAAUUUGUCGGCUGCUGCUACAGACCACCAUCAGGCAUCAGUUCUGCGGAAUCCCCCUAUUCAGCCUGCAGAGUUGUGGCACUUCCCUUCAAUAGCUAAUCCACAUCUUACUGAUUCAGGAUAUCCUCGCCCCUUGCCUGACCCUCAUAUGGUGCAGGGACCAAUGUCUGAUGGGAAAUACGGUUCUCUUCUUGAUUUUCUGCAACAGGAAAGGUGCCCAGCAUCUAGCCAGGAAUCUAUCGUGAAGCAAAGCUCUAACUCAGCCUGUAUUACUGGAUCAGCUAGGUUACAAAAUAUGAGUCAAAGUUUAACUCCUGGGGAAGAAAGGAAAGCCAGCUCCUAUCAAAGCCCAGGAAACCCCAGCAUCACUCCUGCCAGUUCAGGUAUCCAGUCUCAGGAUAGAAGACGAGACUUAUACUUUUAGCCAAUGGACAUUUCUGCUUUAUUCCUGGAGAGUUCUUUCCGUGAACUUUUAUAAUUCGCAAUUGUGAAUCAGGAGGAAAUAGACCACAGCCAUUCUGUGUUUUUUUCCAUCAGCCAGUUGCAUGACUACACAUGCUAAUAUACUAUUUUGUAAAUGAGUGUGAUUUACUUCUAAGUAAAUAACUUCCAGCCUGUGUGAUUCUACCAUAGUAGUUUGCCUUGUAUAAAUGAAAUAUUUGACUAGAGAAGCAUUGCCCUUGGGCCUUCUAAAGACUCCUAGCACUUUAAAAUCCCCCUGCAACCCUUUGUUUUCCAUCCUUUGGAAAGAAUUACCAUUAUGGGGGGAUGCAUUCAAUGCCACAAGCUUUCACACUGGCAAGUUCCCUUACUUGGCAGCUGGAUUUGAACUUGUUUAAAAUUGCUCAAUUGAAUGUAUUUACAGGAGGACUGAAAAUGAGAAACAAGCCAACAUAGCCAAGUUCAUUUCUCUCCCCCGUCUUUAGAGAUUUGGAAACAUUAGGGAUCCAAUACUUGGAUUCAUACUUUCAAUUCCCAUUGGCAUCCAUUGGAGACUCAAGGCUAUACAGAGGCAAUGCAGGGUUAGCAGGGUCACAUACUCCCCCAAGAUUUACUGCUUAGUUUGUGCUGAGCAUGCUCAGUAACACUGUUGAAGCCAGCUACCCUCACUGUGCCCCCCCGUCAGCAAGGAUGGGUCAUUUCUGAGGCUAUACUUGUCCCUUAGUGACCAAUUCCGUCCUUGGUAUAUCUGUGCAGCUCCUUGGGGCUUCAGUGAAGUAGCACUAGUGGAUCUGGUAGGAAUUUUGGGUCUUUAUUGGGCAAGAUGAAAGUGUUCCA